AUAAGGCUGACGCUGCCUGACUAGCCUCAUUUUACAAGUUCAAUCUGAACAAAUUUGUAAUAUAUUUGGCAGAAAUGGGGCUGAUUUUCGAUGCGUUUUUUAUUUCUUUUCAGCUAACUUUAAUCGCCUUUCAAUAUAUCCAGGGCCGGCCUGAUGGAAGAAUCGUUGGAGGCGUGGAAGCAACGCCGGGCGAAUUUCCUUCUUUCGCUACAGUUGAAUUCGGCCCCUACAUAUGUGGGGGUGUCAUCGUCUCGACAGAAUGGAUUGUGACUGCGGCCCAUUGCAUGGUUUUCCCUAUCGACGUCUACAUCGUCACGGCGGGAGAGCACGACGUCAGAGUUAUCGAAGGGACCGAACAAGUGAGAAAAGCCGUGAGAAUCGUGUCACACCCACUUUUCAACGAGCCCUUCCACGACAUCGCCUUGAUCAAGGUAUCCCCGCCGCUCACUGUGACACCUUUCGUCGCCCCGGCCACUCUUCCCGCUCGGGGAUCCCAACUUCCCCCAAACUCUCCCCUCGUCGCGGCCGGAUUUGGCGGGACCGCGAUCGAUGGAACUAUGCCGUCCCCAAUACUGAGGAAGGUUACCCUCCCGCUGUUCGACAUUUCGGCAUGCAAUGUCACCUGGGAGGGAUGGAUUGGCCCGGGAAACUUGUGCGCCGGCGGGGUUGACGGGAUGGACACGUGCCCGGGCGAUUCUGGUGGCCCGCUCUACAGUGGCGGCACCUUGGUCGGAUUAACCUCUUGGGGCGGGGAUAUUACGCAACCCUGCGGCCUGCCUGAUGUUCCCGCUAUUUAUACAAAUGUGACGUACUAUGUGGACUGGGUGGCGGCCAUUUUUACCCCGAAGGUCCCCUGUCCUUGUAGGAGUGAGGGAUAUUUUGAAAUUAUGGCGGGAGAUAAGGCCAGAUUUUGUCCAAUUGCAAGGAUAAACUGUGACUACGUGCAGUGCGCAUGGUAUCCCAGUCUUGACAGAUUUAUUCGGGUAUUUUACACUUGCCCGGGUGACGAGGAUAUCAACGGGUUGAAAGAUGAGUAUCGAUUCGACGGGCAAAAAUGUGUGAAACGUGUUUCUUAAAUUUGUAAAAAUUCAAAUACACUAUUCAUGAAUUAUUAAAUUAAUUUGAAAAAUGAAACAAUAAAUUAUGAUAAUAUUUUUUAUGCAAUA
Molecule: messenger RNA, 1166 nt
Organism: Folsomia candida
Lineage: Eukaryota; Metazoa; Arthropoda; Collembola; Entomobryomorpha; Isotomidae
Product: trypsin
Exons: 3
Coding region: 75-1076 (333 amino acids)
Biological process (GO): proteolysis
Molecular function (GO): serine-type endopeptidase activity
Source: RefSeq, a predicted model, not a curated record